GAAAGAAUGGUAAUAAAUUUUUUUCAGAAAGAUGGCCGUUUGUGUGGCUGUUUUGGCGAGGCAAAAUUAUCCUCUUUACAUGCGAACAAUUCCUAACGAAAACACUUUAAAAUUCCAUUUCAUAGUUCACUCCUCUUUGGAUGUCAUUGAAGAGCGAAUGGUAGCUGUCUCACGCAGUGCGACCGAAGCUUCCAAUCGAGAAACAUAUCUGGGAUAUCUUCUGACGAUUCAGGAUUUCAACGUUUAUGGUUAUGUAACAAAUUGUCAAGUGAAGUUUGUCAUUCUCAUGGAUUCGUCAAAUCUGUCUAUCAAAGACCACGACAUUCUUUCUAUGUUCAAGAAGCUACACAACGCAUACGGCGAGGCAGUGUCAAAUCCAUUCUACAAUAAUGGGGAAACAAUAAAGUCUGCAGCGUUUGAGAAAGUAGUCGGCAAUUUUAUGCUCUCUCAUCACCAUCAGUACGUUACAGCACCAAGUGACGUCAACAACCACCCAGCAUACCCAUCGCAAACAAACAACACAACAGCAGCAGCCCAUUUGCAUCAACAGAAUCAAGUACCUAGCAGUUCUCCCGCCACCGUCAUAGCUCAGCCUUAGACUUUUUCAAAU
Messenger RNA from Symsagittifera roscoffensis, 610 nucleotides. RefSeq names its product trafficking protein particle complex subunit 2-like protein. Lineage: Eukaryota; Metazoa; Xenacoelomorpha; Acoela; Convolutidae. Gene Ontology annotation, biological process: endoplasmic reticulum to Golgi vesicle-mediated transport. The coding region runs from base 32 to 598 and encodes 188 amino acids. Gene Ontology annotation, cellular component: cytoplasm; TRAPP complex; nucleus. The record is from RefSeq and is a predicted model, not a curated record. The transcript has 3 exons.